GGCGGGGCGGAGGGUGGGGUGGGUGUGUUGGCGGUUGUUCUUCGCGUCUCUAGAUCCUUUUCCAGAGUCCAGUUAUGGGUGUGAGAGGUCUGCAGGGGUUUGUGGGAAGUACCUGCCCACAUAUAUGUACAGUAGUCAAUUUCAGAGAGCUGGCAGAACAUCACCGAAGCAAGUACCCUGGAUGUACUCCUACUGUUGUGGUGGAUGCCAUGUGUUGUCUCCGAUACUGGUAUACUCCAGAGUCUUGGGUCUGUGGUGGCCAAUGGCGAGAAUACUUUUCUGCUUUGCGAGAUUUUGUUGACUCCUUUGCAUCUGUUGGCAUCAAGUUGGUAUUCUUCUUUGAUGGUAUGGUGGAACAGGGUAAGAGAAAUGAGUGGGUGAAACGAAGACUUAAGAACAACAGGGAGAUCUCUAGGAUUUUCCAUUACAUCAGGUCACACAGGGAGCAACCCGGCAGAAACAUGUUCUUCAUCCCCUCAGGGUUGGCUAUAUUUACACGGUUCGCUCUGAAGACUCUGGGUCAGGAAACUUUGUGUUCAUUGAAGGAGGCAGACUAUGAGGUGGCUUCCUAUGGUCUCCAGUACAAUUGUCUUGGGAUUCUUGGGGAAGACACUGAUUACUUAAUUUAUGACACGUGCCCCUACUUUUCAAUUAGCGAGCUCUGCUUGGAGAGCCUCGAGACCAUCAUGCUCUGUCGAGAGAAGCUCUGCGAGAGUCUGGGCCUCUGUGUGGCAGACCUUCCCCUGCUAGCCUGCCUACUUGGCAAUGACAUAGUCCCAGAGGGCAUGUUUGAAAGCUUUCGUUUCAAGUGCUUGUCUUCCUACACUUCUGUAAAAGAGAACUUUGAUAAAAAAGGUAACGUUAUCUUAGCUGUGUCAGAUCAUAUAUCCAAAGUUCUUCAUUUGCAUCAAGGAGAGAAAAAAUUAGAAGAGAUGUUGCCUUUGGGACCAAACAGGGCUCUUUUUUAUAAAGGAGUGGCAUCAUAUCUCUUGCCAGGACAGAGCUCACCAUGGUUCUUCCAAAAACCCAAAGGUUUAAUAAUGUUGGACAAGCAAGUAAUUUCCAUGAGUUCAGACCCUGAAUCCAAGCAAGGAGUUCCCAUAUGUACAGAGCCUGAAUCCAAGCAAGAAGUUCCCAUCAGUACAGAUCCUGAAUCCAAGCAAGAAGUUCCCAUAUGUACAGUUCCUGAAUCCAAGCAAGAAGUUCCCAUGUGUGUAGAGCCUGAACCCAAACAAGAAGUUCCCAUGUGUGCAGAGCCUGAAUCCAAACAAGAAGUUCCUAUGAGUAAAGAGCCUGAAUCCAAACAAGAAGUUCCCACAUGUGCAUACCCUGAAAUCAAGCAACAGUUACCUGUAGAAACAGACUCUGACUUUAAUCUAGAAGUACCCAUGUAUGCCCAUCCUAAAAUUAAAGAAGAUAAACCCAUGGAUAUGGAUUCUGAAAUAAAACAACAAGUAACCUUGGUUUCAGACCCUGAAAUCCUAAAGGUCGCCAGGAUGCAUCACAUCCAGGCAGAAAGCUACCUGGUAUACAGCAUUGUCAGCAGUGGAGAGAUCGAGUGCAGCAACACCUUGGAAGAUGAGCUUGACCAGGCCUUGCCCAGCCAGGCCUUCGUUUACCGUCCUGUCCGACAGCGUGUUUAUACUCUGCUCCUGGGCAGCUGCAGAGAUGACAUCAGCGCCAGCCUGGCUGUGAAGGAGUGGUUCGUGUACCCUGGGAACCCACUGCGGCACCCGGACCUCGUCAGGCCUCUGCCGAUGAUCAUUCCAGGGGGAACACCCAGCCUGAAAUCACUGUGGCUGAACCAAGAGCCAGCAGUGCAGGCCCGGCGUUUGGAUGCACUCCUAGCCUGUUUCAACCUCUCCUCUUCAAGAGACGAGCUGCUGGCUGUCGAAAGCCCAUUGAGAGCUCUGUGCUGCCUCUUGAUCUACCUCUUUGUCCAGGUGGACACACUCUGCCUGGAGGAUCUGCAUGCCUUUGUUGCCCAGGCCUUGUGCCUCCAGGGAAGAUCGACCGCACAGCUUGUGGACCUGCAGCUCGAGUACAUCAGCCCCAGAGCUGUGCAACUGGGUUCCCUUCUUGUCCGUGGCCUCACCACUCUCGCCCUGGUUAACAGUGCGUGUGGCUUCCCCUGGAAGACAAGUGAGUUCAUGCCCUGGAACGUGUUUGAUGGGAAGCUUUUCCAUCUGAAGUACCUACAGUCUGAAAAAGGAUAUUCUGUGGAGGCUCUUUUGGAACAAAAUAGGUCCUGGCUCACCAGAUUCCACAACCUGAAAGCAGUGGUCUGCAAGGCCUGCAUGAAGGAGAACCGACGCAUUGUGGGCAGAGGGCACUGGAGCUCACACCACACAGGGAGGUGGGGAAGGCAGGGCUCCAGCUCCCACAGGACAAGCUCUUCGUGUGGCCAUUCUGGGCAAGGACAGCCGUGGAGAGACCAGGGUCCAGGAAGCAGAACCCACGAGCAUGACCAGUGGAGGAGGUACUAGUGUCUCCACCUGCAUCCCCAGAAGUGCCAGGAGAAGCCGUCUACCACUGAGUCUUGCCGAGUGCCCGGCUUCCCAGGGCUCACAUGCUGCUGGAUUUGACAAGUUCGCCUCCUGCAGUUAAGAUGAGGAGGACGCAGCACCUGAACCCCACCCUGCCCAGCUGCAGCUGCAAGGAAAGUGGCUGUGGGACCAGAGUUCACUUGAAAAGAGAAAAGACCCUUGCCAGCGACUUGUCCCCAUGUGUCCCGGGUUGUGCUUGAUUGCAGGGCCCAGAACAGUCAUCAUUAACUUCUGCGUUACGUAACACGUGAUUGACAUCUUUCUCCAGGAGAUUGGCGCCUGACCUCACCUGUUCUUUAACUGGACACUACAUUGUGAGGAUACUUUCCCAUGUCCCUGCGAGGCGCUGGACGUGUGGUAUCUGACAGUCAUGUGGCAUUUCACAAAUUGUUUUCUCGUUGGAAAUUCUAACAAGUCAAGUUUCCAACUAUUUCUUCUCUUGGUUCUUGGAAAUGUUUGAAAGAAAGGAAGGAACAGCUGGGCACGAUGGCUUAUGCAUGCAGUUCCAGCAACUCAGGAGGCUGAAGCAGGAGGAUCACAAGUUCACAACCAAAAUAAGGUCCUGUCUCAAAACAAAAA
Marmota flaviventris (yellow-bellied marmot) is the source of this 3125-nucleotide messenger RNA. RefSeq names its product family with sequence similarity 120 member B (gene Fam120b). The record is from RefSeq and is a predicted model, not a curated record. NCBI's taxonomy places the organism in Eukaryota, Metazoa, Chordata, Mammalia, Rodentia, Sciuridae. Gene Ontology annotation, biological process: fat cell differentiation; peroxisome proliferator activated receptor signaling pathway. Gene Ontology annotation, cellular component: nucleus.